Molecule: messenger RNA, 726 nt
Organism: Lolium rigidum
Lineage: Eukaryota; Viridiplantae; Streptophyta; Magnoliopsida; Poales; Poaceae
Product: dehydration-responsive element-binding protein 1C-like
Exons: 1
Coding region: 1-726 (241 amino acids)
Biological process (GO): regulation of DNA-templated transcription
Molecular function (GO): DNA-binding transcription factor activity; DNA binding
Source: RefSeq, a predicted model, not a curated record
AUGGACCAGUACGGCGUGAGCUUCUACGGCGCCGGUACCGCCGACGUCGGCCAGUUCAACGGCGGGGGAGCGGAGUACGCGACGGUGACGUCGGCGCCGCCCAAGCGGCCGGCGGGGCGGACCAAGUUCCGGGAGACGCGGCACCCGGUGUACAAGGGCGUGCGGCGGCGCGGGCCCGCGGGGCGGUGGGUGUGCGAGGUGCGCGAGCCCAACAAGAAGUCCCGCAUUUGGCUCGGCACCUACGCCUCCGCCGAGGCCGCGGCCCGCGCACACGACGUCGCCGCGCUGGCCCUGCGCGGCCGCGCGGCCUGCCUCAACUUCGCCGACUCCGCGGACCUGCUCCAGAUCGACCCGGCCACGCUCCGCACCCCCGAGGACAUCCGCGCGGCCGCCAUCGCGCUCGCCGAGGCCGCCUGCCCCCACGACGCGUCGGCGUCUUCCGCGUCGUCGAUGGCCGAGGCGUCCGCGCCGGCACCGGCGAUGACGCACCAGGGGAUGGGGAUGGGGAUGCAGGACGCGGCCGCGGCGAUGGCGCAGUACAACGACUACACGAUGUACGGCAACAUGGGGGACUUGGACCAGCAUUCGUACUACUACGAGUACGACGGGAUGGGCGGCGCCGGCGCGGCCGCGGGUGGCGAAUGGCAGAGCAGCUCGCAUAUGGACGGAGUCGACGACGACGGCAGCGGAUACGGCGCCGGCGAGGUCACGCUGUGGAGCUACUGA